GCGGGACAAGUACGAGCCGACUGUCAAGCUGUACUGGGUGGACACCAAGAUCUCAGGAAAGUAUGAGAAGGAGGCCAACGAGCUGUACAGGGAGUCGGUGACCGGUGAAGGGGAUGCUGAGGACUUCCAGGUGGGUGGUGUGAUGACCAAAGACGACCCGAUGGACUUCGAUGAAGCAGGAUCGGGUGAUGAUGCUGAUGACGACCAUGAGGAGGAUGAUGAUGGAGCCAGCAAAUCUCAUCGUGGCAAGAUCGACAAGGCGGCUGAGGAAGCUGCCAUGGAGGACGUCGAGAACGUCCGGAGUGUCAUGGCCAACCUCUUGAAGGCACAGGGCCGGCUGAACGCAACGUCGGAUAAGCUUCGGGAGAUUGGUUCGGAGGCUGCCACUGAGUCCGAGGAGAAGAUCCAGAACCACGUAAAAACCCUCAUGAAGCUCCACGAUGAGCUAGCCGAUGUGAAGUCGCACUUCGAUGGCCAUGGAGAUUUCGAUGCCAAGUCCCUUGAUGCAAUUGCUUGCCCCAAUACAUGA
Molecule: messenger RNA, 529 nt
Organism: Symbiodinium necroappetens
Lineage: Eukaryota; Dinophyceae; Suessiales; Symbiodiniaceae
Source: the annotation of a GenBank genome assembly